This is a messenger RNA of Durio zibethinus, 1759 nucleotides long. Lineage: Eukaryota; Viridiplantae; Streptophyta; Magnoliopsida; Malvales; Malvaceae. The record is from RefSeq and is a predicted model, not a curated record.
AAAAAAAAAAAAAAACCUUUGCAGCUUAUUUUUAGCUAGAACUAGGGUUUCAUUUCAGAGAAGAAGCUGAUCGUUCUAGUGAAAGAUGGAAUGGGGAAUAGGGUUAUUGUUGAGCGUGUUGAUGGGUACUUUUGUAGGAUGGUUUUGGUACAAGAAGAAGAAGAAGAAGACAAUGAUGGUGAUGAAGAGUGGAGUUCCAAAAGGGAACUUGGGUUGGCCUUUCAUAGGAGAAACUCUCGACUUCAUUGCUUGUGGUUACACCUCUCGACCUGUCAGUUUCAUGGACAAACGCAAAUUUCUACAUGGGAAGGUCUUCAAAACACACGUCUUGGGGACACCCAUCAUUGUUUCCACAGAUCCCGACGUGAACAAGGUGGUUUUACGGAACCAUGGCAACAUCUUUAUUCCUGCUUAUCCCAAAUCUAUCCGAGAGUUACUUGGCCAACAUUCCAUACUUCAAAUGAAUGGUGAUCUUCAGAAGAGAGUUCAUGCACUUAUUGGAGGUUUCUUGAGAUCCCCACGGCUUAAAACCCGUAUUACAAGACAUAUUGAAAACUCUGUCAAACUUAUUUUGGGUUCUUGGCAACACAUGCAGCUGAUACAUGUUCAAGAAGAAACCAAAAAGAUUACGUUCGAAGUCUUGGUAAAAGUUUUAAUGAGUGUUGGUCCUGGUGAAGAUUUGAACUUUCUGAAGAGAGAAUUUGAAGAAUUCAUCAAAGGUUUAAUUUGCUUGCCUAUCAAAUUUCCAGGAACAAGACUUUAUAAAUCUCUGAAGGCCAGAGAAAGGUUACUGACAAUGGUGAAAAAGAUUGUGGAGGAGAGAAAAUUGGGUAUGGAGAAAACAGACGAAAAGAGUAAUCCCAUUGAUGCAGUGGACGUGUUGUUACGUGACAGCGAAGAAUCAAACGAGAAGCAAUCUCUGCCGUUGGAUUUCAUCAGUGGGAUCGUAAUAGAGAUGAUGAUCCCUGGAGAAGAGACGGUUCCCAUGGCAAUGACUCUCGCUGUCAAAUUCCUCAGUGACUGCCCCCUUGCCCGCCACCAGUUGAUGGAAGAGAACAUGGAAUUGAAGAAGCAAAAGACUAAUUCUGCCGAAGACUGUAGUUGGACCGACUACUUGUCUUUGCCUUUCACUCAAAAUGUGAUAAAUGAAACUCUUAGACUGGCAAAUAUCAUCAAUGGAGUUUGGAGGAAAGCACUCAAGGAAAUAGAUAUUAAAGGUUUCUUAAUACCAAAGGGAUGGUGCGUUCUGGCAUCUUUCAUUUCUGUUCAUAUGGAUGAAGAAAAUUAUGAAAACCCAUAUCAAUUUGAUCCAUGGAGAUGGGAGAAACUUGGAGCUGCUGUUAACAACAAUAGCUUUACACCAUUUGGAGGUGGGCAGAGGCUGUGCCCUGGUUUAGAACUAUCAAGGCUUGAAAUAUCAAUCUUUCUUCACCAUCUCAUCACCAGUUACAGGUGGGUUGCUCAAGAGGAUGACAUUAUCUACUUUCCAACAGUUAAGAUGAAGAGGAAGCUGCCAAUCAACGUCACCCCUCUUAUGCAACUACCAGUAGUUUGGCGCAUCCAGGAAAGCCUAAAUUUUGGAAGUUUAUCCCCACAACAAAAGGGAGCCAUUAGGAAUGGAAUUUGUACAGCUGCAAUGAUCUUUAAGAAUUCAAAUGGGACUGUGUAUUAUGGUGUUAGUUCUCAUGGCACCAUCUAUUUUCAAAGCAGCAGAAGUCCUUGGGCCCUUUUUGGGUCCUUCAAUAUUGAAUGCAACUAG